AUUGAGAAUUGUUCAUUUCUUGUAAUAGCCUAUGCUUAAUAACUCUAUAGGUUAUGAUUCUUAUAGGCUCUGAAACCAAACAUUAUGUCUGUUGUGACAUGACUAAAUUAUUAAGGUAAAUUGUUAGAAAACCUAAAAUCUAUUUAACACAUUGUAUUUUGCCAAUUUUUUUUCUUCUUUCUGUAUUUAGGUGUUCAGUCAGCUUGGAUCUGUGCUGAAAAACUGUGACAUUUCAAUACAUCUGGUAGAGGUGAGCCAAAAAUUAAGUGAGAUUCAAGCAUUGACACUGACUGAAGAGAAGGUCCCAUUAGAGCGAAAUGCUGGAUCCCCAGUAUAUAUGAAAGGUAUUUCUAAGGCUGGGAUUCCAGUAUCCUGGUACCGAGAUCUGCAAGAUGUUCCAAAAGGGUACAGCUUUUAUCUUGCACAUGAAUUUUUUGAUGUUCUUCCUGUGCAUAAGUUUCAGAAAACACCACACGGAUGGCGAGAAGUAUUCGUUGACAUUGAUCCGCAAGUUUCUGAUAAACUGAGGUUUGUUUUGGCACCUUGUGCUACCCCAGCAGAAGCCUUCAUACAGUGUGAAGAAACAAGGGAUCAUGUUGAAGUAUGUCCUGAUGCUGGUGUUAUUAUUCAGGAACUUUCUCAACGCAUUGCACUAACUGGAGGUGCUGCACUGAUUGCUGAUUAUGGUCAUGAUGGAACAAAGACAGAUACCUUCAGAGGAUUUUGUGGACACAAGCUUCAUGAUGUCUUAAUUGCCCCAGGAACAGCAGACCUAACAGCUGAUGUGGACUUCAGUUAUCUGCGCAGAAUGACACAAGGAAAAGUAACCUCUCUGGGUCCGAUAAAACAACAAACAUUUUUAAAAAAUAUGGGUAUUGAUGUCCGGCUGAAGGUUCUUUUAGAUAAAUCAGAAGAGCCAUCAAUAAGGCAGCAAUUACUUCAGGGGUAUGAUAUGUUAAUGAAUCCUAAGAAGAUGGGAGAAAGAUUUAACUUUUUUGCCUUGCUAUCUCAUCAGAGACUUCAUGGUGGAAGUCAUCAGAUGAAUGCAUGUCAGUCAAAACCCUCUGCAUCGCCUGUAGCUGGGUUUGGUGAACUUGUCUGGCGAUGAUAUUUCAAACUUGGACUUUUUAAACCCUCAAUCUGCCUAAGAAAUCAAAAUAAGAGAACACAUUUCAUACAUUGCAGGUAACAUAGUGUUAAAAGCAUUUUAUCUUUUCACAGCAAGAAUAGCCCAUGUUAUGAAUAAUACAACUGGAAUUAUAGAACUUUUAGGGUUAUGACUGACUUUUAGUAAAAGUGUGUUCAAUUUAAUAAAACAACUUAUUAAACUGAGUUUCCUUUAAUAAAGCUAUUUUAUUUUAAAAUUUAA
Molecule: messenger RNA, 1369 nt
Organism: Galeopterus variegatus (Sunda flying lemur)
Lineage: Eukaryota; Metazoa; Chordata; Mammalia; Dermoptera; Cynocephalidae
Product: NADH dehydrogenase [ubiquinone] complex I, assembly factor 7
Exons: 6
Coding region: 338-1108 (256 amino acids)
Biological process (GO): mitochondrial respiratory chain complex I assembly
Cellular component (GO): mitochondrion
Molecular function (GO): protein-arginine omega-N symmetric methyltransferase activity
Source: RefSeq, a predicted model, not a curated record